Aedes albopictus (Asian tiger mosquito) is the source of this 613-nucleotide messenger RNA. RefSeq lists its product as uncharacterized. Lineage: Eukaryota; Metazoa; Arthropoda; Insecta; Diptera; Culicidae. The transcript is spliced from 2 exons. Bases 108 to 578 code for a protein of 156 amino acids. The record is from RefSeq and is a predicted model, not a curated record.
CUAUCAUCUAUCUACACACUAACUACCAAUGAAUAAAAGAUAACACGAGCGGGGUUUGAUUUGAUUACUCAUUACCCAUCGCAGUGGCUCUUAAACUAAACGGUAAAAUGAUUGUGAAAAUCUUUUCGUUGGGAUUUGCUCUUUCAUCUUUCUUCUUUACCCAUGCUCUAGCCCUAAACUGCAGUCUCUGCACAACCCUCAUGGGCUGGGAAGCCUGUGACAGGGCCGCCGAUUACUGGGAGUGUUCGGACGAAAUAGUCCUAUUUGGGCAUGAUUUCCUAUCGGAUUUGAAUCCUACGCUGCCGUUGAACAAAACGGCUGCCAACGCCGGUGGUGGUUACAAAUGCUACUCGCUGGAGGUGCUAUUCGGCGCGGAGAAGCAACUGCAUGGAUUUGCCCGGGGAUGCACCUUUGCCGAGGUGGAUUUCUGUUCCGGGUGGCGAAGCGGAACCGAAGUGAUUGAAUGUCGCACUUGUCGCAGCGAAGAUCCGAACUCGUGCAACGGUGCUGGUAGCUUGGUGACUGUGUUGUGGAUAAAUUUAGUCGGGAUUUUUGUCCUUGCUGUGAAAGCGUUGUAAAGUAGCGAGAUGAAUAAAGAUUUUAAUACCUGAAA